This is a messenger RNA of Kogia breviceps (pygmy sperm whale), 417 nucleotides long. Its product is annotated as FXYD domain-containing ion transport regulator 4-like. Lineage: Eukaryota; Metazoa; Chordata; Mammalia; Artiodactyla; Physeteridae. Gene Ontology annotation, molecular function: ion channel regulator activity. Gene Ontology annotation, biological process: regulation of monoatomic ion transport; potassium ion transmembrane transport. Gene Ontology annotation, cellular component: membrane. The record is from RefSeq and is a predicted model, not a curated record.
AUGUCGUGGUGGAGCGAUGGAGAACUCUCUGCACUCGUGCCGUGUAGCCCGGUGAAUUCCAGGCUCUCACCUGUCCGAUUUGUUGCUCUUCCUUCUUCUGGAGAGCAGAAUGAGCUUAGGAGAAGGCUCUCAGCCCUGUCCUGCAGCUGUGUCGUAGAGGGAGUGACCUGGGCUGUCCUCCUCCCUGCAGGCUUGCCUGUCUUGGAAGCCAGAGACCUGCUUGAUAAAGACAGUCCCUUCUACAAAGACUGGCAAGGCCUGCAGCUGUGUGGGAUAAUCUGUGCAGUGUUCCUGUGCACCCCUGAAAUCUUGUUCGUCCUGAGUGGCAAAUGCAAAUUCAAACACAGUCAGAAGCAGUGCCCCUUAACUGAGAGAGCCGGUCCACUCCUCACUCUAGGCUCUGCCAGUACCUGCUGA